This is a messenger RNA of Ochotona curzoniae (black-lipped pika), 2120 nucleotides long. RefSeq names its product adenosylhomocysteinase (gene AHCY). NCBI's taxonomy places the organism in Eukaryota, Metazoa, Chordata, Mammalia, Lagomorpha, Ochotonidae. The coding region runs from base 92 to 1390 and encodes 432 amino acids. The record is from RefSeq and is a predicted model, not a curated record. Gene Ontology annotation, cellular component: cytosol. Gene Ontology annotation, molecular function: adenosylhomocysteinase activity. Gene Ontology annotation, biological process: L-methionine cycle. The transcript has 10 exons.
CAGAUCCCUACCGCCAUCCCGGACCCCGAGUCCUGCUCGAGACCCCACCCUUCCGCCCGUGCCCAUCACUGCGUGCAGCAGCGCCGCCAAAAUGUCCGACAAACUGCCCUACAAAGUCGCGGACAUCGGCCUGGCUGCAUGGGGACGCAAGGCCCUGGACAUUGCUGAGAACGAGAUGCCAGGCCUGAUGCACAUGCGGGAGAUGUACUCGGCAUCCAAACCACUGAAGGGCGCCCGCAUCGCUGGCUGCUUGCACAUGACCGUGGAGACUGCUGUCCUCAUUGAGACCCUUGUUGCCCUGGGUGCUGAGGUACAGUGGUCUAGCUGCAACAUCUUUUCCACCCAGGACCAUGCAGCUGCUGCCAUUGCCAAGGCUGGCAUUCCAGUGUACGCCUGGAAGGGUGAAACAGACGAGGAGUACCUGUGGUGCAUUGAGCAGACACUCUACUUUAAGGAUGGGCCCCUCAACAUGAUCCUGGACGAUGGUGGCGACCUUACCAACCUUAUCCACACCAAGUACCCCCAUCUCCUGUCAGGCAUCAGGGGCAUCUCUGAGGAGACCACGACUGGGGUCCACAACCUCUACAAGAUGAUGGCUAAUGGGGUUCUGAAGGUGCCCGCCAUCAAUGUCAAUGACUCUGUUACCAAGAGCAAGUUUGACAACCUCUACGGCUGCCGGGAGUCCCUCAUAGAUGGCAUCAAACGGGCUACAGAUGUCAUGAUCGCAGGCAAGGUGGCAGUGGUAGCAGGCUAUGGAGACGUGGGCAAAGGCUGUGCCCAGGCCCUGAGAGGUUUUGGGGCCCGUGUCAUCAUCACCGAGAUCGACCCCAUCAACGCACUGCAGGCUGCCAUGGAGGGCUAUGAAGUGACCACCAUGGAUGAAGCCUGUAAAGAGGGCAACAUCUUUGUCACCACCACAGGCUGUGUGGACAUCAUCCUUGGGCGGCACUUUGAGCAGAUGAAGGAUGAUGCCAUUGUGUGUAACAUUGGACACUUUGAUGUGGAGAUUGACGUCAAGUGGCUCAAUGAGAAUGCUGUGGAGAAGGUGAACAUCAAGCCCCAGGUAGACCGCUACUUGCUGAAGAAUGGUCGUCGCAUCAUCCUGCUGGCUGAGGGCCGGCUGGUCAACCUGGGUUGUGCCAUGGGCCACCCCAGCUUUGUGAUGAGCAACUCGUUCACAAACCAAGUGCUGGCACAGAUUGAGCUGUGGACCCACCCCGACAAGUACGCUGUUGGCGUUCACUUCCUGCCUAAGAAGCUGGAUGAGGCAGUGGCUGAAGCCCACCUGAGCAAGUUGAACGUGAAGCUGACCAAGCUGACUGAGAAGCAGGCCCAGUACCUGGGCAUGUCCCGUGACGGCCCCUUCAAGCCUGACCAUUACCGCUACUGACAGUCAUGCCUGCUUUUCACCUUCUAGUGCCCAGGGCUCCCUCUCCUCCCUAAGAGCCAUUGACACCUUGUUUGCAAUUGGUUUGUCAGUGAUGUCCCCCAUCGGCUCCCUGGGGCUGCCCACUCAGCCUUGGGCCUCUGCCUUCCUCACUCCUCCUGUUAUCCCAAGUAUGGCACAGGGAACUGAGAGGCUCCUCCUUAAGCCCUGGUCAUGAUGGAGAUACAAGGGAAACAUCUGUAGGAAACCAUGAACCCAGGGGUCUUAGAACUGCUUCGUCAGGCCUUCGAAAUUGGUGAUGGUGGUUACAAGGCCCAUGCACUUUACCAGAGAGGCCUUCACCUGGACUAUCAUGUUAGACCCACAUGCUUAGCUGACAGGUUCACGGAUUCCUCAGUCCAUGGUAGAAGAAAAAGAACUGUAUCAAAGAGCAAGGAGGAGCUGUUGACACCUGAGUGUUUGAGAGCCUGGCUCAGUGCUGGGCCAUCAGAAACCUCAGAACAAUGAAUGAGCUUAGUCCUUACUGGUCUUAAUUUUAUAGGGGUUAAAAUAACCCUUGUAAGAGAGGGCCAGUGGUUGAGAGGGGCCAGAAAAACAUAAAAGCAGGCAUAGAUCUGCCAUCACUUUGUAAUAUGGUUCCUAUCAUAACCCUGGGUUGUAGUGUUUAUAUAUAAUGUGUAAAGUGUUCAAAGAAAGCAGGAAGGUGGGUAAAUAAAAAUUCUGGUGCCUGAAA